Molecule: messenger RNA, 636 nt
Organism: Pestalotiopsis fici W106-1
Lineage: Eukaryota; Fungi; Ascomycota; Sordariomycetes; Amphisphaeriales; Sporocadaceae
Exons: 1
Coding region: 1-636 (211 amino acids)
Source: RefSeq, a predicted model, not a curated record
AUGUCUUUUGUUGUCCAUCGCACUCGCGCGCAGCACUACUUUCGGCAAAGAGCCCCAAUUGUUCACUCCUCCAUUGGCUUUGUCCAGACCCUGGGCUUGGAAGAGAACUUCGGUACCGAACCCAACAAUGAACUGGACGAGUACAGGCGCUUCUUUGAGGGCGUAUCGGCCACCGUCGAGACCGCUUGGAAUGACUACUACAUUGAGUUCUUCAUGGGCCACCGGGCCGCGGCGUUUCCGCGCUGGCACCGGAUCGAAACCCGGCUGCGCGACCUCCAGGAGCACGAACAUCUCGCCGACUACCUGGCGCCCAUUGGCGAGGUCCCUAACCUGUACAAGUCGCAUGUCGGUUGGGAUCAGCUCGAUCAUGUCUGCGCGUUCAUUCUGCGCCUGCAAAUGGUUCGGCUGGAACACGAGUCGCAUGGAGCGACCCCCUGGACGAAAUCUCGGACCUGGGGUGCUGCGUACGUCUUGGGCGAUAUGCUGCACUGGUUGCAUGUCCAUCAGCAGCAGGAAUGGCUCAAGUCGGGAGAGGUAGCCGAGGCCGAUGUUGCUACGGAACAGGCAACUAAUGGAAACGCCAUUGUGCAAUUCGAGUCGCCGCAGACUCGUUGGGGGAGAUUCUGGAGCUGGUGA